Molecule: messenger RNA, 1213 nt
Organism: Larimichthys crocea (large yellow croaker)
Lineage: Eukaryota; Metazoa; Chordata; Actinopteri; Sciaenidae
Gene: dnase1l1l
Product: deoxyribonuclease I-like 1-like
Exons: 9
Coding region: 139-1026 (295 amino acids)
Biological process (GO): DNA catabolic process
Cellular component (GO): nucleus
Molecular function (GO): deoxyribonuclease I activity; DNA binding
Source: RefSeq, a predicted model, not a curated record
ACUGACACAGCACAGAUGUGACAGCUUUUGUCUUUCACCCACAUUUACCUGCAUGUUCCCCAAAUACACUGCAGGUCACUGAAGAGAUGGAUCUUUGCAGGACUGGGGUCACUGUCCUGGUGAAACUGACACUGAAGGAUGAGGACUAUAGUUCUGCUGUUUGUCGUGGGAUUGUGCGUGUUGAACGUUGCAUCUUCCCUGAAAAUCUGCGCGUUCAAUGUUCAGAGCUUUGGGGAAUCAAAGGCGAGCAACAAGAAGGUCAUGGGGAUUCUACUAAAGAUUCUUUCUCGGUGUGACUUGUGUCUGAUUCAGGAGGUCCGAGAUGCUAAAGGAGAAGCAAUACAAACUUUGAUGAAGGAACUUAACAGAUUUGACAAAUCCAACUCAUACUCCCAUCUGGAAAGUAAAAGGCUCGGGAGGAAGACCUACAAGGAGCAGUAUGUCUACAUUUACAGGAACAAUGUGCUGAAGGUCAAAGAGCAUUAUCAGUAUCCCAAACAAGAAGCAGAUGGGAUCAAUGACACUGACGUUUUCUCCAGAGAGCCAUUCAUUGUUCGCUUUCACUCCCCGACUACAUUGGUGAAGGAUUUUGUCCUAAUCGGGCAGCACACAUGUCCCAGAAAUGCCAUGAAGGAGAUCGACCAACUUUACACUGUCUUUAAAGGAAUUCACAAGAUGUGGAAGACUGACAAUGUGAUGAUCUUAGGUGACCUCAACGCCGGCUGCAGCUACGUCACCAUCAAGGGCUGGAGAGCUGUACGCCUGAGGAGUGACCCCAAUUUUCACUGGCUGAUUGGAGAUAAGCAAGACACUACUGUCCGUGAAAAGACACACUGUGCUUAUGACAGGAUCAUUGUCCACGGACGUGAGAUUAAUUCCUGUAUAGUGCCAGGUUCAGCUCAACCGUUCAACUUUAAAGAGACUUUCCAUCUCACAGAAGAGGAGGCUCUUGAGGUGAGUGAUCACUUUCCUGUAGAAGUGGACCUGAAGCCCAACCACCGCUACCUCCUCCGCAAUGAGCUGUAAGACCAUUCAUGACUAGCAUCAACAAACCAAGAUGUGAUGAUUUUAGCUGUAGUUUUUAUUUGAUAUUAGCUGUUUAAAUAAAUCAAAUGACUUUACUGAUGACAAGUGUUAUUUAUUUGACUCUAACUCAUCACCAAAGUGGCACUGCACUUAUCUCAGUUAUAUAAGACACAAAUAAACACGAGCU